GGCCGCUGAUAUACAUCCACUCAUUCACAUGCGACCGUAGUUUUUACGCGAAAAGAGAGAGGGUUCCUCGCCGGUUAAACGCCACCAUUGUCGGCGUUUACCGGCGAGUUUGGUCACACGCUCCACUCGAUCGGAAAGAGGAGUGAUAGGGCUGUCGAACACUGUACAUCACGCGUCCUAUGCUUGCAUCCCGGCAUUUAGGCAUACGGAGAUACAUAGGUACACAUAAAACUGGUUGAUAAAAAUGUUAUGCUGAAUAUCAUUGAGUCUUUUAGUGGUGCUAAAAAAAAUCUAUGGAUCAGGUUUCACUUGUUGGGAAUUUGGGCAGUGGAGCUAUUUAGUGCUCAUAUACGAAUUUGUCUAGGAAGCUUCAAGGAAUUUUGGCAGUGGAACUUGAUGUGAUGAUGGAUUUGAAGUUGGGCCAGAGUGGAUUUAUUGAGCUGACAUCAAUUGUAGUUUCACUCCAAAUGAUACAUCUGUUUUUUGGCCAUUUGUGAUUGUAAAUGUUGUUGGAUUCAGAUUGCAUGGAUUGCUGCCACGUGUACAAAAAAUUUUAUAGCCCUAGGAUUGUUAAAUUUUGGCGGGAAAAUUGGAAUGAGAUUGACCAGAAAUUUUCAUUCUGUUUAUAUAUAUAUAUAUAGUAAGUAGAUAGUAGAUUGGAUCACCUAUAAGAAGAUCGUUGCUCCCUGUUAUAUACUCGUCCUGUCGCAUCAACGCAUAAACCUGCCGGCGACGGCAAGGCCGUUGCGGCCCCCCGCGCUCUGUCACCCACACCGUCAUCGCCGCCAUAUCUAUGAGAAAGUUCCCCUUCCCGACUCCUCCCGGCCGAUCUCUUCAUUUUUUCCCCAAUGUUUCAUCUCCUGGACCUUCCCCUCAGAUCUCGCCGUCCCCGGUGCCGGCGUACGAAGGUGCAGUAACCGCCCGUCCGAUUUACUUUUUCCCUUUCCUGCACAUCGUCAAGGGUGGCUUCGAUUUCGCCGCCGUCUCCUUGAUCGCAUGUGUUCUGUUCUUGUCUUUCCUCUCCUUGUUCUUCAUCAUCCAUCUCCGGCUCAAAUCACGGCGGCUCCCCCACCUGCAGAACUUCAGCUCUCUCUGGACCGUCCGAUUGCUUCUCGUCUUCUUCGCCAUUUCAUGGGCCUUCAACGAAGUCUUCCGCCAAUUAUUCAUUUUCCCCAUUUUGACCCCUCUAACCCUAGCCCAACAAACCAGCCUCUGCAAGGCCCAUGUGGUUCUCUCUCUGGGCCUGUUCGAACCGGGUUUCUUAGUAACCCUAUUGUUCCUGGUCAAUUUCUCAAUCAAGAACAGAAACCCGACCCGAAUGUGGGCAUUGGUUGCGGUAUCCGCGGUUUGUGCGCCGAUUCUGUUGCUCCAGACGAUCGUCGUCUUCUUCUCGCCGGCGUGGCUGCCGAGAUUCUUCUUGCGGGGGAGCUCCGUCAUCUCGACGGACGCGAUCGGGAACAAGGUCGUCCUCUGCACCUACCCGACGUUCAGUUUCAUCAUCUUCUCCGCCUUCGCCACCGCCUACUCCCUCACAUUCCUGCUCUCGUGCUGGAAAGUGGUGGCGUUCGUGAUCAACAAGACGAUCGGCGGGCGGAUCAACAUGCUCGCCGUGUCGGUGAUGGUAGCGCUGCCUAUGCAAGUGCUCUGCCUCAGCGUGACGCCGGUGUCGCUGCCAGGUUACCUGCUUCACGACUGCGCCGUCUUCGCCAUGUUGGCGGCUGUCUCGUGGUGCGUGGCGGUGGGGGAGGUCAUUUUGGUAAUCAAGCCGAUCGCCGAUGCGCUCGCCGCCGGCGGAGAUUAUUGCAGGCACAUAAGUCCCGAUUCGAGUGUUGACAAUCGGCGGUGGGAUGGAUUAUAGAGAAAAUACUGGACGUGGAUGGAUAAGUUUGGUACAUAUUCAAUUUGUACAUGGGUUUUUCUCCAAUGCCCCGCAAAUGAGAGGGCAUGAAUCUGUAGACAUAUGACCAUGUCAUCUAAUAAUACCUUCCACGUCAUUUUAAUUAUCAAAAAUCGCAUAUUGACCUUGUCUCUUUAAUUUACUCCGUAUUAAAAUUGUUAACUAGAU
Molecule: messenger RNA, 2065 nt
Organism: Cuscuta campestris
Lineage: Eukaryota; Viridiplantae; Streptophyta; Magnoliopsida; Solanales; Convolvulaceae
Source: the annotation of a GenBank genome assembly